Sphenostylis stenocarpa is the source of this 1089-nucleotide messenger RNA. NCBI's taxonomy places the organism in Eukaryota, Viridiplantae, Streptophyta, Magnoliopsida, Fabales, Fabaceae. The record is from the annotation of a GenBank genome assembly.
AUGGAUGCUAUAAGGAAGCAAGCAAGCAAAUUAAGGGAGCAAGUUGCCAGGCAACAACAGGCCAUACUCAGACAGUUGGGUCAAAUUAGCAAUGAACCGCUCAUGACGGAUGAAUCUGAAAUUGAAUGUCACCAGCAGCUUCAAAAGUUAUACACUUCUACAAAGACAGCUAAGCAUUUUCAGCGGCAUAUUGUUCGUGCUAUUGAAGGGCUCAUCUCUGUUAGCUCCAAGCAGAUGGACAUAGUGAGGAAGUUGGCUAGGGACUGCUGUAGAUAUGGGACCGAGAAUCUUGGUAGUAGUUACCCCCUUGCCAGGGCUUCUCUUCAAUUUGGUAAUUCGUACGAUAUGAUGGAAAAUGAGAGGGAGACUUUGCUCGGGAUCUUAGGUGAUCAGAUCUCUGAGCCACUGCGGGCACAGAUAACAGGAGCUCCGUUGGAGGAUGCACGCCACCUCACUCACCGGUAUGAUAAACUUCAUCAAGAAGUAGAAGCGCAGGCUGCUGAAGUUUUGAGGCGUCGAUCAAAGUUGAGGAAUUCUUCUGUUUCUGCAGAGAGUUCUGUUAGGCUUCAAAAUGCAGAAACAAGGUUGAAAGAACUAAAAUCUGCCUUGGGGGCACUUGGUAAAGAAGCAACUGCCGCAAUGUUGUCCGUUGAAGAACAACAACAACAGAUGACACUCCAGAGCCUUCGUACAAUGGUGGAUGCAGAAAGAGCCUAUCAUCAGCAUGUCCUUAUUAUUCUAGAGAAAGCAUAUGCUGAGAUAAUUGGGGAGAGACAACCAAAAGAGGCCACAUCAUUUCCAGUGCCAAGAGAUGAACAUAAUCAACCUGCAGAUGAGAAUGCUGCUUCAAAUGGCACUGAUUAUAAACACAACAAUCAAACAGGCACAUACUUUUUUGCAAAGGUCGUACAUCCAUUUGAUGCUCAGGCUGAGGGGGAGUUAAGCCUAUCAGUUGAUGAUUUUGUUGUAGUUCGUCAGGUUGGGCCCAAUGGAUGGUCUGAAGGAGAGUGCAAAGGCAAUGCUGGAUGGUUUCCCUCUGCUUAUGUACAGAGACAGGACUUGAUACCGGCCAGCAAGGUAACGGAAUAA